CAAACUGCCGAUCCUCACCCAGUCAGAUGCUUUAACACGAAAGUUAAUGAAAGUUAAUAUUUUUCAUAACGACAAACACACCGACAAGUCCGUGUUGGUGUCAGUUAUCAAAGUUAACUGCGGCGUUAAAGUGUAGCGUUAAAUAAGGCAGCAGCAGUCGUUGUUUACUAACUUGUAGUCCCAGUGUUAUACUGUUAUGCUAGCUAGUUAAUAACACUACCACGGCAUUUCUGCUUAGACGCGAAUGGAGGUGGCUGCCAAAGGAAAGGCAAAAAGGAGACACCUAAACACAGAGGAGUGUGAUGAACUGGGACGGAGUACAGAGAGCACUAAUGCCCUUACCCGGCCCCACUUCUCGAACCAGGGCCAUGGCAGCCGCGACCCCAACAGGGGGCUUUACCCCAAGAUACCCACCAAGCGAUGGAAGUUCGUACCAUCAGUAUCUACCUCAGGACGUCCUGUUGGCCAGCAAAAGGGCAUUAUCGACUUCUUCUCUGUGGCAGGAGUCCUCAGGUCCAGUCCACAGAAAUCCACCAAGCCUUGCUCCUCCAUAUGCACAAAUAGACUCCAUGGAGAGGAGGUUGACGAUGCCAGCCUGUUAGCUGCUGCUAUGGUGUCAGACCCUCAGGCAGAGGAAGAGGAGGAGGUUGAUGAUGCCAGCCUGUUAGCUGCUGCAAUGGUGACAGCAUCUCAGAUGGAGGAGGAAGAGGAGGAGGUUGACGAUGCCAGCCUGUUAGCCGCUGCAAUGGUGACAGCAUCUCAGAUGGAGGAGGAAGAGGAGGAGGUUGACGAUGCCAGCCUGUUAGCUGCUGCAAUGGUGCCAGAACCUGAGGCAAAGGAGGACGAGAUGGUGGAUUAUUUGGAGGGAAUGACGGCAGAGAUGUUUGGGGUUGAUGAUGAAUUUGAUCGAUGUGACAGUGACAUUCACAACGAGGAAGAGGAGGUGGAGGCCCUCCCUGAUGCCCACUAUGGGCUCCUAGGCAUCAGCAGCGUCCUGCUGCAGCCCCAGGGCUGCAUGGAUGACCUUCCAGAGGAGGUGCUGAUCGAGAUACUAAGCCUUCUCCCUGCCCAGGACCUCUACCGCAGUGCCAGCCUCGUCUGCCAUCACUGGUGGAACAUUAUCCAGGACGCCAAGUUUGUGCCCUUGAAGAAACGAUACUAUCGCUACAUGAUGAGAGAGAAGGAUACAGUGCAAGAGGUCGUCUCCAUCCUGAAGCAUAGCGGCAUAACAGAUCCAGCAUCAGCACAGCACAGCAUACGAAACCUCGUUGUUUUAAUGGCUCAGCAUAAGGUCGGUGAGUUGGUGAGGCCGUGGGACGUUCUGGAGUGUGUUAAGAAGCACCGCCUGUUUCCUCAGGCUGAGGCCUCCAUCACAUUACGUAUUCCUGAUAUUCAGAAGAACUUUAACCUUGGCACUGAGGGUCCCAACCCAUACGCAGCCAUGGCUGUCAUACUGAUCCUGAGUGAGAGCGUUGGUGACGUGCAGGCCUUGGUCUCUCUGCUCACCAGCUGCAUGUCGCACACCGCCAUCACAGAGUACCUCAACCACAUGGCCAUGAUGUUGCUGGCUUUGAAGAGGAGUAACAUCCAGAUUAGUAACAGGUUGCAUUACAACAUUUAUUAUGUACUUCACCUGAUGGAGAACGGUCCCUUUUCUGUCAGCUCAGGUCAGAGCAGGCAGCCUCAGAUUCAGCUCACCCAUGAGCAGCAGCAGAUCCUCAGCCACAACAUCCAGGGAGACCAUGUUGUCAAGAUCAUAGCUUUUGCAGGUACGGGAAAGACGACCACGCUGGUGAAGUAUGCUGAGCAGCGUCCAGACCUCCGCUUUCUGUAUGUGGCCUUCAAUAAGUCGGUGGCUAACGAGGCAAAGCGCCGCUUCCCCAGGAACGUGGACUGCAAGACUGUGCACUCGAUGGCCUUCAGAGAUGUCGGGCGGAGGUACUGUUCUCAAAAGAAGCUGACCUCCAGCCUGAAGCCAUUUGCCAUCAGCUCUGUUCUGCCUAAAGGCCGAGGUGGCUUUACCAAGGCCAAAGUGGUAACCAGGACUCUCAAUGCCUUCAUGGCUUCAACGGACCAGACCAUCACUACCAGACACGUCCCCAGCACCCACAUAACUAAUAAUGGCAAUAGGGUGGUUAUAGAUGAUGGCGAGAAGCAGUUGGUUGUCCGUGACGCCCAGCAGAUCUGGAUCAAAAUGAAGGAUAUCAAUGAAAAAACAGAGGACGCCUACUACAUGACCCAUGAUGGUUACCUUAAGUUAUGGCAGCUCCGAAACCCCAAACCCCGCCUGUCUGAUCAAUACGAUGUUAUUUUCAUUGAUGAGGCUCAGGACUGCACUCCAGCCAUCAUGGAUGUGCUGCUGUCUCAGCGGUGUGGGCGAAUCCUGGUUGGAGAUCCUCAUCAGCAGAUCUACACCUUCAAAGGAGCCGUCAAUGCCUUGCACGUUGUAGACCACACACACAUCUAUUACCUGACACAGAGCUUUAGGUUUGGAGCUGAGAUCGCCUAUGUGGGUGCUACCAUCCUGGAAGUGUGCAAGAAAGUGCAGAAGAUUCUUGUAGGAGGAAAACAGAAGGGAGGAGUGUGUGACGAAACUGCGGUCAGAGUUUCGGAGAGUCUGAGGACGGGUGUGAGUCAUUGCCGGGGGAAGGCGGCAAUCUUGGCGAGAUGCAAUGUCACUGUGUUCAAUGUUGCCGUCCAGCUGACAGACGCCAACCCAAACUGUCGGAUCCACUUCAUAGGAGGUGUCCAAAAUAUCGGCCUGAAUCGGAUCCUGGACAUCUGGCAGCUGAUGAAGAUGGCAGGGCAGGCGACCGACGGGCCAGAACAACCAAAAUUCAUCAAAGACCCCCUUAUUCGCUCCUUCGCAAAGAAAUCAAAUGAAAAUGGCUUCUGGGCCCUGAAGACGUACGUCUCACAGACCGAGGACUUGGAGCUGUGGGCCAAACUCAGCAUCGUUGAAAAAUAUGAAAGUCGAAUCCCCAACCUGGUGAAGCGCCUGGACAGCUGCUUCGAACAUGACUUUCACAACGCAGACUUCAUAGUUGGAACAGUCCACAAGGCUAAAGGUCUGGAGUUCGACUCUGUGAUGGUCACAGGUGACUUUGUUAAGGUUCCCUUUUCCGGGCACAACCUGCACCGCAGUCCCGACUUCUCAUUUGCUGAUAUUCCUGAUGAUGAAUGGAACCUGUUGUACGUGGCGGUGACUCGUGCCAAGACCUCCCUGAUCAUCACUAAGGACGUCUGCCGCAUCCUAACAGUGGCUGGGGAAUACUUCCUGAAGUCGGAGAUGCCCAACUCCCUGAUGAAGGUGGGCGAGCCUCUCCCGUGCUCCGUCCCAAACUGUCCCAACUGCAUCACACCAGGCUCAGCGUUCAUCAUGUGCAAACAACAGAUGAAAUGUAGCGAUGGUGUGUCAGAGGGCGGCCCACUCUGCGAGAGGUGUGUGUGGACACGCAUCGGGCCAACAGCGUUCCUCAUGACUGACGACAUCCUCUCCAUGGCUGAAAUACCAGAAAGACUCGCCCCCCUGGACCAACACGCUUUCUAAACCCAGCUUGUUUUCCAGAACUCAAAAUGAAACUGUUAGUGGCCUUAAAUGCACCAACCAGGACAUGAACAGCCAGCAAUAACAGGUGCUCGAUCAUCCACUUUUCUUUUGAACAGACAAAACAUCUGAUUGUUUGAUGUGUCAGUUUUUUUGUAUAUAUAUAUAUGUGUGUGUAUAGUUAUUUUUAUCUGUGAAAUAAAAGGGAUUUGAUGUUG
This is a messenger RNA of Toxotes jaculatrix (banded archerfish), 3765 nucleotides long. RefSeq names its product F-box DNA helicase 1 (gene fbh1). The record is from RefSeq and is a predicted model, not a curated record. Gene Ontology annotation, cellular component: nucleus. Gene Ontology annotation, molecular function: ATP binding; hydrolase activity; protein binding. Gene Ontology annotation, biological process: replication fork processing; double-strand break repair via homologous recombination. Bases 245 to 3550 code for a protein of 1101 amino acids. NCBI's taxonomy places the organism in Eukaryota, Metazoa, Chordata, Actinopteri, Toxotidae. The transcript has 21 exons.